Messenger RNA from Caretta caretta (loggerhead turtle), 1210 nucleotides. Its product is annotated as epidermal differentiation-specific protein-like. Gene Ontology annotation, molecular function: structural constituent of eye lens. The record is from RefSeq and is a predicted model, not a curated record. Gene Ontology annotation, biological process: visual perception; lens development in camera-type eye. Lineage: Eukaryota; Metazoa; Chordata; Testudines; Cheloniidae.
ACGUUUUGCACCUUCCUCCCGGCAGAGCGUCUCCCUGCGCCGGCGAUGGCCCUGCCCAGCAUUCAGCUCUCCGACGUGCAGCGGGACUCGCCCGGCCAGGCCGAGCUGCGGCACCCCAUGCAGCCCGGCAUCAACAAGAUCAUCGUCUAUGAGCGCACCGACUUCGAGGGGCUGAGCCGAGAGUUCACGUCCGACGUGCCAGACCUGCACGAGCUGGACUUCGGGGACUGCAUCUGCUCGCUGCGGGUGGUGGGGCAGCCGUGGAUCGCCUACACGGCCCCCAAGUACGAGGGCGACGCCUACGCCCUGGAGGAAGGCGAGUACCGGACGGUGGAGAAGAACAAGGCUUUCUCCGCGCUGCGGCUGGUGCCCCACGACUUGGCCGACCCGCAGAUCACCCUGUACGAGGAGCCCGACUACGCGGGCCAGAGCAAGGUGGUGACGGAAGAGACCAACCUCACCUAUGGCUACUUCAAUGACCGGGUCUCCUCCCAUGUGGUGCAGCGCGGCGUCUGGCUGCUGUACAAACACCCGGACCGCGGGGGCUGGUAUCACAUCGCCUGGCCUGGCGAGCGCCUGCCCGACUACAAGCCGGAGCUUGGCUUCCACAACUGCCUGUCCCACCUGCGCCCACUGGUGCCCGGCCGCCCCGCCGUCACCGCCCGCAUCCUGUGGGGCCAGCGGAAGGUGGAGGACGAGCGGGAUGUGCUGAUCGACGAGAUCGUGGGGGUGAACGCCACGGACCUGGAGCAGACGUUCACCACCUGCAGCAGCCGGGAAUACGUCACCACCACGCUGCAGAGCUUCCGCUUCAGCAACGCCACCAGCCUGCGGGUAGGGCUCUCCUUCACGCUGGCCGUGGAAGCCGCCAACGUCUUCACCGUGGAGAAGGGGCGCAGCGAGUCCAGCACCCGGCGGGAUCGGGUGGAGGUGCUCCUGCCAGCCAAGAUCCCGCCCCGCACCCAGCUCACCAUCCACGUGGUGAGCAAGGAGACCACUGUCUCGGUGCCGGUGGAGCUCACCAUCAGCCAGAACGAGCGGACCAAGACGGAGCUGGGGGAGUACCGGUGUGUGUCAGGGCGCACCAUCGGCACCAAGUACACCAUGAAACCGGCCCCGCCGCCGGGGGGGGAGCAGGCCCCCACCCCCAGCACCCUGGGCCAUUGAGGAGCUUCCAGACCUGCUCCCGGCACUGAGCCAAACUGGCUUA